Messenger RNA from Branchiostoma belcheri (Belcher's lancelet), 5127 nucleotides. Its product is annotated as ubiquitin carboxyl-terminal hydrolase 19-like. Gene Ontology annotation, molecular function: cysteine-type deubiquitinase activity. The record is from RefSeq and is a predicted model, not a curated record. Lineage: Eukaryota; Metazoa; Chordata; Leptocardii; Amphioxiformes; Branchiostomatidae. The coding region runs from base 215 to 3340 and encodes 1041 amino acids. Gene Ontology annotation, biological process: protein deubiquitination. The transcript is spliced from 17 exons.
CUACUGUACAGCUGGAGGUGCUGAUCUAGAGGCCCAGCCGAUUGUCCCAAAGUGGUCACAAGAUGGGAAGACAGUGACCGUCACCCUGCCCAUCGGCAAUGUCAGGUCAUCUGAGGUGAACCUGACCACUGAUGGACAGGAUGUUACCUUGAAUUUGCCAGAUGGGCGCUCGUGGAGCUGUACCUUCCAUGCAGCAGUAGAAGCAGCUGAUCCCAUGGUCAUCUGUACAGAUGAACUCAUGGCCAUCACCUUCAACAAGGAGGAGAAGUACAAGAAGUGGCCUGCCUUAACAGCAAAGGACCCUCCACCACCAGAGGCAGUAUCUAACCAUGUGGAUGGGCACCAUGCUACAGAAAGUAUGGAGAUGUCAGAUGGAAGAAACCAUGUUGCAGAUGGGGGUAGAGAUAGCCCCACCAAGCUUGGUGUUGAAGAAUCAGAAGGUGCAGGUGUGGGGUUUGUGCACCUGCAGCAGCUGAGGCAUGACUGGUUUGAGCGCGGGUCGGACCUGAUGUGCCUGUACGUCUUCACCAAGGAGGUCUGCAAGGACACGCUGGACAUCCAGUUCUCUGACCAGGCUCUGACGGUCAACUUCCAGACCAGCGACAGCAAGUUCCUGGCCCUGCACGAGGGGACGACCACCCAGACCGUCUUCUGUUGGAGCAUCAGACUGUUCUAUCGUAUCGUGCCGGAGGAGUGCGUGUACCGUGUGGGACAGUCCACCCUGGACAUCACACUGAAGAAGGCAGACAGUCGGAGGUGGACCAGGCUGGAAGCCUUAUCUAACACUAGUUCAGGACCGUCAGCCAGUGGUGUGUCUAACUGGAAGCCCCUGUCAUCUGCUGGGACAGUGUCUCAGGAAGCUGCCAGCCAGCCCACAGCCACCAGCACCAAGAAACCUCCCCCACCACCACCUGCACCACCGCCUACUAAACUUAGCCAGAAGCCGACCUGCCUGGUCCCCCCGGUGACCCAUGGUUCCUGGGGUGCUGCAGGAGACAUGGAGCAGACAUGUGAGCCUGGCUUCACCGGCCUGGACAACCUGGGCAACACAUGCUUCAUGAACGCAACCUUACAGGCACUGGCAAACACCAGGGAGCUCAGGGACUUCUGUCAGAGUAAUAAAUUCAAGGAUGAUUUGAACACAGAAAAUGUGCUAGGUUCUGGAGGGAAGCUGGCCAUUGCUUUUGCCUGCGUCUUGCGCACGUUAUGGUCAGGCACACGAACAUCGUAUGCACCCUCCCGCCUCAAGAGCAUCAUCGCGACCAAAGCGCACCAGUUCACGGGUUUCGCCCAGCACGACGCCCAGGAGUUCCUGGCCUUCCUGCUGGACGGGCUGCAUGAGGAUUUGAACCGGAUCCAGGACAAGCCCUACACCACCACGGUGGAGUCUGACGGCAGGCCGGACGGGGAGGUGGCGGACGAGGCCUGGCGCGUGUACAUGAAGAGAAACGACUCCUUCAUGGUGGAUCUCUUCCACGGGCAGUUCAAGUCCACUCUCGUCUGCCCCGUCUGCUCUAAAGUCUCCGUAACCUUUGACCCGUUUGCCUACCUGUCUGUCCCCUUACCCAAGAAGCAGAGAACGAUAUCCGUGUACUUCCAGUCCAGGGACCCGACCAACAAGCCGGUGUUGUUUUCCGUGCCGCUGGCUGUGGAUGCUGCUGUAGAGGACUUGAAGUUGGCCAUAGGGAGGAGGACGGACACCAAGCCGCAGAACCUGCGCGUGUUCGAGGUGUACAAGAGCGGGAUCCACUUCUGGUACAAUCGGGGAGACACCCUGAGUAAUGUCCAGGCUAACGACCACAUCAUGGUGUGUGAGGUGCUCGAUCAACAACAGGCAGGAGAGGCUGUGUACGAGGUUGCUGUUCUGCAGCGCUGUCUCCAGCCGCUGAACCGCUCCCCCAUCACGCGCUGUACCAGCUGUCAGAAGAUCAGCCCUGACGGAGCCUCCAUGAAGAGGUGCACCAAGUGCUUCAAGGCUGGCUACUGCAACCAGCAGUGUCAGAAGAAACACUGGCCCACCCACAAGGCCAUCUGUAAGUACAGUCCUGAACCCAUCGGCUGUCCCUUCAUCAUCAGCCUGCCCCAGUCCCAGGCCACCUUCUCCAGGCUCUGUGAGAUGUUAGAAGCCUUCGCAAGAUACUCUGUGGAUGUCUUCCAGCCCCCCAUACAGAAGAACACACCUUCCAGUACUGAGUCCUCGGCACCAUCCGAGGAGCCGGCAUCCUCUCCUGUUAACCCGGAGGACAAGGUCGACGACCUGGCCACACCCGACAACCAACCACAGCCAAUCACAGAGGAGGAGAAGGGUACCGAUGCUGGGGAGAGUGACGAGGUCACCAUGCCGAAGGAAGGGGAGCCAAAGAUGGCCGUCGUACACGGUCAGCCGCAGGACCCGCCCCCGGAGAGGGACAUCCUACCGUUCUUCCUCAAACCCUGUAACGAGAGGGGUCAGGGCAAGGUCGGACCAGAAGGGGAGCGGCUACAAGAUCAAGGAAACUCAGCCCUUGACCUGUCUGACCUGACCUAUCUGGCCAUGGACUGGAGGAAUCACGAGAAGUCCAAGAACUACGUCCUGGUGCAGUCCAAACAACUGGAGUAUGAAGAGGAUGAAAGUGUCCACUCCACACCUACCUCAGAUGGCCCCAUCACCCUGCAGCAGUGUCUUCAGCUGUUCACAGAGCCUGAGACACUCGCCCCUGAGGAGGCCUGGUACUGUCCAGGCUGUAAGCAGCACCGUGAGGCCACUAAGCAGAUGUCCCUGUGGCGUCUCCCCCACACACUCAUCAUCCAGCUCAAACGCUUCUCCUUCCGCAACCUCAUCUGGAGAGACAAGAUCACCAAGAUGGUCCAGUUCCCUCUCACGGGUUUGGACAUGUCUGGCUACUGUGGCUCAGAUAUCGGACCGGGUGAGGCCCCGCCCAUCUACGACCUGUACGCGACCGUGGACCACCAUGGCGGCCUGCUGGGCGGACAUUACACGGCCUACGCACAGCUGCCCGACGCCUCAGGAAGCUCCAACGCUAUUGGCUGGCGCCUGUUCGACGACAGUCACGUACGUGCAGUGCACGAGACGGAGGUGAUGAGGCCGUCAGCAUACCUCCUGUUCUACCGGCGCCGUGGGGUGGAUGUCCAUGCAUGUUCACCUGAGAAACCUCUCAACGCCAACAAGUCAGAGUCAGAGGACACAUCUACUCAGGAGAGCACAGAAGACCAGGAGAUGGGAACCCCCCUGUCAGCCUCCAGCAGCAGUGAGGUGCAGGACAACAUCAGUGAUGAUGACGAGGAAGUUCCCAUAUACGAGAAACCCUUACAGUGUACAGACCUGGACGAGGUGGACUAGACAUUCUGGAAACUGUUUUAACAAUUCUGGGCUUUAGACACACUUUUCUGAAAUCGACUCUUUGAAUUUAGAAUUAGAAAUAUAAUGAACUGUAAGUUUUGUAUUUUCAACUUCUUGCUAAGUGUCAUGUUACGUUUACAUGUCAGCUAAUUUAGGGCACACUUUCCUCUCUUAUGUAUAUUUAUUUGAAAGUUUCCAGUGUUGAAAUUUGAAGUUACCCAUCUUAGAGCAUCACACCGUGUGUGAACCAAACUUAGUAUUUAUCAGUCUGAGUUUAGGUGCUGCAAAAGUGAAACUGAAUGUACAGUAUCGUGGUCUCUUAGAAAUGGUGAUAUAGCCAUUUGGCAACAUCUUCUCUGAACAUACAUAGUGUUUUAUGGAGCUGGAAGGAGAGUUAAUCUUCUCUGGCAUACAAUAUCAAAAAUAUGUAGACUUUUCUCUGAUAGCUUAACUGUGUUAGCACUAACGUACAUGUAACAAGUCUACACCAGUACUUAACUACUCUCUCAGGCAUGACAGAAACAUGGCUCAGGUUUCAGCUCAGGUCAAAGCAACAAGAACAACUUUCUCGGGUUAGGCUUCUGAACUAAGAAAACUGGGGUUAACAGUAGUCAACUGUCAGUAGGUAACAACUUUUGCAUGUGGGUAGGUGCUACAUGGUAUUGGUAGAAGGAGAGGGAUGGACUCCACCUUCCAAUACCGUGCCCUAGACACAGUGGAUCAACAACCCACUGCCCCCUUCUGCCUGAAAACUACCUUUUUAGGUGCUACAUCUUAUGAUCUCUCAGCACUGUGUAAAUAAUGAUUGUAGAUUGAGAGAAGAAGAUGGAAAAUGGAAGGAAUUAUAGAUGUAUAUGUGAACUGGUUGUCAUUGGUUUCAUAUUUAUUGCACAGGUUGCCAGCUGUGGUUGUCCAUUUCUAACCACUCAGUGUGUAAUAAAAAGUAGGAACAUGUACACAAAAUAGCUGUAUUUACUGGAAGAUGGGCAGUAGGAAGGAUUGUGAUGGGUUGUGUGAAAAUAAGAAAAAGGAAAGACAAAAAAUAUCUUUCAAAUUUUGUUAACUUACAGAAGAAGUAACUACACAAAGUCAUGUAAAAUAUUUGCACAAAUUGAUUGGCAAAAAUUUGUAACAAUUCACAUGCCUACCAUGUGGAUUCUUUAUAGAGUGACUAUUAGUCUUCGGAAUGUUGUCAAUGAUGAUUAUGAUGUGUUCUAUUGAUGUAAUAUGUACAGACAUGCUGGCAGGGUUUGGGAAGAUGUGAUGGUUGACUAAGUUUGAAGGACAGGUCAUCUUUACUUGAUGUUGCUGUUUUGGAAUAUAGUUCAUGGUUAUUUGAGAAGCAUUUUUAGAGGUGUUUUGUGAUAUUGAUAAGUUACCUUUUUGUGAAGUUUGUACUGGUACACAGAUAAAACACUGAAAAUGAAAGUAUGCUGAAGAUUUGACAGCAAUGCCAGUGUCUUUUUUGUAUCAGCCAUGUUUUUCUUUUUUCAAAAGGCUGUAAAAUUUGUGCUCUGUUUUUGCAGUUGAAGGGUUCAGCAGGAAGCCAAUGAUCAUUGCUGUGGAGAGUUUUGAAUUGGAAGCCCAUUUGUGUAGGAAUAUGUUAUCUUACUCUGUACUGUCCUAUUUGUCAGAAAUGUUCACUGCAUUAGAUGAUAGACAAUAUGAAGCCAUAGGACAACAAAUAUACAACUGUACAUACUCUACCUGUAAUACAGACAGAAAACUUUGCAAAUGAGAAGAUAGUCUUGCAACAAGACCCACAUCACUGCCACUUGUAAAAAAAA